Molecule: messenger RNA, 168 nt
Organism: Acanthamoeba castellanii str. Neff
Lineage: Eukaryota; Discosea; Longamoebia; Acanthamoebidae
Exons: 1
Coding region: 1-168 (55 amino acids)
Source: RefSeq, a predicted model, not a curated record
AUGUUUAUGAAAAGCAGCAGAUUUAAGGAGAAGGAGUCGGACAUCCCUGGCGUUGGUGCGUACAACGUCAAACCCCUCGAGAGCGGCGUAUCGGUGCACAUACCCAAGGCCAAGAGAUGGAACGACACGCCCGCUGUCGGUACGGCUUCUCCAAUCACAAAAAUGUGA